AUGCGUCGGCAGAUUAAAAAAAAUGCCACUGAUAUGUAUAUCGCGCUUGUGACCUGCAUUCUAUAUAUCUGUAUCGAGGCUCUCCAGGGUCAUUUUGAGAAAGCCCUACAUUUAUAUGACCAGGGUGCUAGUCUCAUCGCAGCUCUGCCUGACAGAAGAGAUGCGUAUUGGGAUUCGUCAGUCCUGCGAGAUGUUAUUGUCCCAUUAUUCCUCCGGCUGGGUACAUUCGCGUUGGUAACUACGCGGUAUCCGAUUAAAAAUUCGUCGGCAAUUAUUGCAUUCACGGAAACUGCGCUUUGUACCCCCGACGAUUAUCGAACAGCGAUCAUCUCGCUAAUAGCGGAAACGAUGCUUCUCCAAAGAGAAGCAAACAGACAAGCCCGUGCUGGAGAGGUCGUGAGCAGGUCGCCCCUAUUCCAGUCGCGUCAAUGGGAUCUUCAGUCCAAGCUCCAGCGGUGGAGGGUCGACUUUGCCAUAUGGGAUGAAAAGGACUCCUCGUUCGCAGGAACAGCUUUUGCAGCAACUCUAUUGAGUUGGCACGCAGCCAUAUCAGUCAUGAUUUCAAGUUGCCUUAAACAACAUGAGACCGAAUAUGAUAUGCAUUUUGGUCAAUUUCGGUCUAUUGUUAGCUGGUCAAAGCAUAUUCUAGAUCUCUCAGCGACGCCAGGUCGAUCACAAUCACCGUUCACGUUCGAAAUGGGCGUCGGCAUGCCGCUAUUUUUCACCACUGUUAAGUGCCGUCAUCCGACCCUACGCCGAGACGCACUGGAUCUCCUUCGACAAGCGCCUUCGGUACAAGGUUUCUUUAACUGCCCAUUAUGGGCUGCUCUGGCCGAGAAGGUCCUUGAAAUUGAAGAGGGACGGCUUUCCGAAGUAAGGAAACGCGUACUGCUGAAAGGAAGGCAUCUCAGUUUGCCUCCGCGCGAGGACGAACUGGUCAUGGUUGCGCCUGAAGAGUGGUACCCGUCCACUGCCGACAGGCAGCAAGAACUUAUUCCAGAGAAUUACAGAGUCCAUGAUUAUGGAACUUUUCGUCUAGCCAGUUCACGCCUUCGAGAUGGUCUGAGCUCAGACGAAGCGAAAACGUUUCUUCGGUUUACGCGAAACAGACGAAGUGCGAAGGGGGAGUGGUAUUUAGAGGAGCUUUUCUGCAUGAUGUCUUGA
Molecule: messenger RNA, 1164 nt
Organism: Penicillium mononematosum
Lineage: Eukaryota; Fungi; Ascomycota; Eurotiomycetes; Eurotiales; Aspergillaceae
Exons: 1
Coding region: 1-1164 (387 amino acids)
Source: RefSeq, a predicted model, not a curated record